Moneuplotes crassus is the source of this 636-nucleotide messenger RNA. The record is from the annotation of a GenBank genome assembly. NCBI's taxonomy places the organism in Eukaryota, Ciliophora, Spirotrichea, Euplotida, Euplotidae.
AUUUAUUUCAAUAUAAAGAAUUUUAUGGAAACAGGAUUUAUUCCAACAGAUAAUAACGAACCAAUCAGAGGAAGAGAAAGAUCGACCUGGAAGGCCAUUGCCAAGUUUGAAAGGAGACUAUUCAUAGACUACGAUUAUAUCUUUAUAAAAGACCCUGCAUUCCUAGCACUAAGAUUUCCCCAGAGUCCGCAUCAUUUUCCUUCCCAACUGAUAAAAGAUUUAGUCAGAUUAGGACAUAAACUUUAUGAAAAAUAUACUAUCUGUCUUGACUACCAAGAAGAGAUUGAUUUGAGGUAUUUUUAAAGGAUUUUUGAAAGUUUGUAUGCCAAAGACUUCAUCAUUUGUUCUCAACAGAGGCAACUUAAAGGAACUCCUGAUAAUCCCUAUUCAUUUGUCAGAACUCUCAUCUUCUCAGAAUGUUGCCCAAUUAAAAUUCACACAGAAGAUGCUAUGAUGGUAAUGAAUAUUAUGAGAGGUAUUUUAAGAUCGAAUUGAACUACGUCAAUACAACGAGAGGCUAAAUUUGUUUUAAGCAAACCUGGGAUUGAGGAUAUAAAACUGGAGAUGAGCACAAAACCGCUUUGGGAAAAAUGAGAAUUUGAGUUAUCAAAUAGAUCAAUUCUCUUUAAGUAUGGC